Molecule: messenger RNA, 876 nt
Organism: Momordica charantia (bitter melon)
Lineage: Eukaryota; Viridiplantae; Streptophyta; Magnoliopsida; Cucurbitales; Cucurbitaceae
Product: Single hybrid motif superfamily protein
Biological process (GO): protein lipoylation; glycine decarboxylation via glycine cleavage system
Cellular component (GO): mitochondrion; cytoplasm; glycine cleavage complex
Source: RefSeq, a predicted model, not a curated record
AUGAGGCAGUCACUGCCCACCAUCCGUCGAAGAUAAAGCGAUGUUGUAAAACAGAAGUUUUCAGUAGUUUCUCUAAAAAACAGAGGAAGAAGAAGAGGAAGAAGAAAAACAGAGAGCAAAAUAAACGAAUAGAAAAAAAGGGAAAGAAUCUAUGGCUCUCAGAAUGUGGGCUUCUUCUACUGCCAAGUCGCUCAAAUUGUCUUCUGCAUCCAAAACCCAUUUCUCUCCUCCAUUAUUCUCUCUCGCCAGAUGCUUUUCCACUGUUUUGGAUGGGCUGAAGUAUGCUUCUUCACAUGAGUGGGUGAAGCAUGAGGGCCCUGUUGCUACCAUUGGAAUCACUGACCAUGCUCAGGACCAUCUGGGAGAAGUGGUUUUUGUGGAACUGCCAAAAUCGGGUGCUCCGGUUUCUCAAGGAAAGAGCUUUGGAGCAGUGGAGAGUGUGAAAGCCACCAGUGAUAUCAACUCCCCAAUCUCUGGUGAGGUUGUUGAAGUGAACUCACAGCUCGAGGACUCACCUGGUUUGAUCAAUUCAAGUCCAUAUGAAGGGGGAUGGAUGAUAAAAGUGAAGCCAAGCAACCCAGGUGAACUAGAUUCCUUGUUUGGUCCAAAGGAAUAUACAAAGUUUUGUGAGGAAGAUGAUGCAGCCCAUUAGAGCUGACCAAAAAAUGUGUAUCCAAACAGAGCUUAGGCUUUCAGAAGGUAUUCUAUUUCUGUGGAGAAAUAGAGCAAAAAAUUUACAAGUUCAAUAUGUGAGUUGAAAUCUGCCUAAGCAUCUCUGAACUACCAUCAUCCAUCCUUGAAUGUUCAUCCCAUUUGCUGCAACUUAUUGAAAUUCUAUGCCAUAUUUUUAGUUAUUGAUUCUUGAACUUGAUUUUC